Messenger RNA from Tetranychus urticae (two-spotted spider mite), 1720 nucleotides. RefSeq names its product Swt1 RNA endoribonuclease (gene Swt1). Gene Ontology annotation, cellular component: nucleus. Lineage: Eukaryota; Metazoa; Arthropoda; Arachnida; Trombidiformes; Tetranychidae. The record is from RefSeq and is a predicted model, not a curated record.
UGGGUAACAAUCAUGCACAAAAUUUGAUUGUAAACAAAGACUGUGUGCCCUCUAUUGAGUGAAAAAACUACUUUUAACCCAAUAUUGUUUUGUUGACAUUUUAUAGUAAAUUGUAUUAACCUGAGAUUAAUUAUGUAAAUUUUAGAUGUUUAUUUAAUAUUAAAUUGUCAAGAGUGUUUGCCCAUCUUAACUUGAUUAUAAUGAAUUAUUAGUCUAAUUAUUGAAAGUGAAUCUAAGCCUGGCUUCCAAGGAGGAAUGUUUUUUUAAAAAUUGAAACAAUGGCUAUUGUGAUAAACAAUGCAUCUCAAAGACCAUUUUUAGACCAUGGAAGAUGUAGAUAUGAUGGAAGUUGAUGAAGAUCAUUUAGAUCAUUCGAAGGCCGUUAAACGACUACCAAAUGGUCAGUUAAUCUCAAAUAAACGAGCAAAUGAGGCCGUUGAUUGUGUUCAUGGUCCAAGAAAGAAAAUCCGUGCUAAAAGGUUGAUCAAACGAUCUGGUGGAAAGUUUAUCAUCGUUCUGGAUACAAAUAUUCUCAUUAACCAUCUAUCUGAUCUCAAGACUUUUCUAUCAAAUACUCAUCUUGUGGAAAGUUGUUCACUUAUCAUUCCUCUUAUUGUCAUCCAGGAGUUGGAUUGUUUAAAGAAGACCAACCAGUCAUUUGUUCAAAAUUUCAAAUUUAUCAAUGAACAAUUACGUGCUGGAAAGGCUUUAUUUAGCGAUAAAAUUUGGUUAAAAAAGUAUCCACCUGAUAAAGUGGAAGCAGCUCUAGCCAGAAUAGAUGUGACUGAAAUUAACAAUGAUGACAGAGUAUUAAAAGCCUCACUUUUGAUUAACGAGAUUUCUGCCAAAUCUGAUAAUACUGUAAUUUUGGUGACAGAUGACUUAAAUCUGCGUAAUAAAGCCUUAGCCUCAACUUUAAAAGUAACUGAUUGGGGUGGAUUUUGUGAUAAAUUUGGAAUUGAAAGUACCAGUAAAAGUAAAACAGGGAAAAUUGUUGAAAAAUUUAGACCUGCCACUAAAAAGAUCAACGUGCAAAUUAAUAAAGACCGAAGAACUGAUACUACAUCUUCAUCAAAGACUGAUUUUUCCACCGAUACUAUGCAAUUUGGUGAUUGGUUAACACUGAAAUAUUCUGCCGAGAUAAAACUGAAAGCAUUUAUGGAGAAAAUUUUGAGAAAAGAAUAUGAUGAUCUAUGGGACAAAAUCUUUAAAAUUAAUUUCUCAAAUUGUUCGUUGUUUGAAAUAAUUCGAUGUCUUAAACACGGCUGGCUUGGAACAUUCAGUGAUAUUUUUAACCGGGAUAAAGAAGUUUAUCAGACUAUCGAGACAAUGUUUGAACUUUUGAAAACUGAAAAGAACACCAAUGAAUUGACAACCUUAAUUCAUAAUUUCUUACAAUUAGUUGAUAAAAUCGAAGAAAAACUCGACAAAUUUUGUGAUUCAAGCCUGACAAAGGAGAAAAUCUCUCAAAAAUCUUGAUAAUUACUGUUACAUUUUGUGCAUUAUAAAUUUCCAAAAAUAGUUUAUCUGUGGAUAUUGGAGAUAACGAAAAUUACUCCCAUGUUGUUAUUAAGUGGACUUAUAAAGAUAAACUUAUCAAAUAAGAUAUAUGUUUUCCAUGUUUACCAGUCUUUCAAAUAUUGUGAUAUUCUUGAGAAAUCAAAUGUAUUCAUGGACAAAUGAUUAAAAUACAGAAUUUUUGUAUUUUUGUACAUGCAAA